CCGGAAAAAGUUAUAUUUUGGAAGUUGUAGUGCCAUUUAUUAUGUUUACUGUUUUUAGUGUUAAAACUUUUUGGUACAAAUAAAGAAUGAGACCUUUAACCGAAGAAGAGACACGUAUAUUUUUUGAAAAAUUGUCUAAAUAUAUUGGUGAGAAUAUCAAGCUCUUGGUGGAUCGUCCUGAUGGAAUUUAUUGUUUUCGGUACCAUAAAGACAGAGUAUAUUAUACCAGUGAGCAGAUAUUGAAAUUAGCAUAUAACAUAAGUAGAGAAAACUUAAUUAGUUUUGGAACCUGCUUUGGAAAAUUCACAAAAACAAGAAAAUUUCAUCUACACAUAACAGCAUUAGAUUACUUGGCUCCUUAUGCAAAGCAUAAAGUUUGGUUGAAACCAAAUUCAGAACAGCAAUUUCUUUAUGGUAAUCAUGUGAUGAAGUCUGGUCUUGCAAGGAUUACGGACAAUACAGAAAAAUAUCAGGGUGUAAUUGUUUGUACUAUGAGUGGACUUCCUGUUGGAUUUGGAGUGUCGGCCAAAUCAACCAUGGACGUCCGCACUUCGGAUCCAAUGGCCAUUGUCGUUUUUCAUCAGGCAGACAUUGGAGAGUACAUCAGAUGUGAAGAUUCUCUGACUUAAUUUUGUAUUUAUAAAUAAAACUUUUGUUUUAUUUACUA
This is a messenger RNA of Centruroides sculpturatus (bark scorpion), 667 nucleotides long. Its product is annotated as 60S ribosome subunit biogenesis protein NIP7 homolog. Gene Ontology annotation, cellular component: nucleolus; nucleus; preribosome, large subunit precursor. Lineage: Eukaryota; Metazoa; Arthropoda; Arachnida; Scorpiones; Buthidae. Gene Ontology annotation, molecular function: RNA binding. Gene Ontology annotation, biological process: ribosome assembly; ribosomal large subunit biogenesis. The transcript has 5 exons. The coding region runs from base 87 to 629 and encodes 180 amino acids. The record is from RefSeq and is a predicted model, not a curated record.